Messenger RNA from Cotesia glomerata, 2464 nucleotides. RefSeq names its product serine proteinase stubble-like. The coding region runs from base 601 to 2259 and encodes 552 amino acids. The record is from RefSeq and is a predicted model, not a curated record. Gene Ontology annotation, molecular function: serine-type endopeptidase activity. Gene Ontology annotation, biological process: proteolysis. NCBI's taxonomy places the organism in Eukaryota, Metazoa, Arthropoda, Insecta, Hymenoptera, Braconidae. The transcript has 7 exons.
UGUUAGUCAGUGAUUCCAUGUGCGUGAAGAUAAAUGAAUCAUACGUGAGGAAUCAAUUGUAAUUGAAAAAUAAAUAAAUAAAACAGAGAAAGGAAAGAAGAAAAAGUGAGAUACGAGGGCGUCAAGUUUUUUAGUCUUGCCUUUUUUUUGGAAAAUGCUGUCUAUGAUUCUUCUGGUAAAACUGAAGAAAGAAGGAUGAGGAAGAAUAGAAAUAGAAGAAUGAGGAAAUUGGUGGUAGGAUGAGAAGGAUUAGGUUGCAUAGCUGAAAAGACACGACGAGAAAGCCAAAGUCGGUGAAAGCAAGCAAACGACUUGCUAGUACGGCAAGUGUACGAUCCGAGCGUGACAGACGUCGCUUGGCACUUGUAACAUCCACGUGCAUUAAAAUUUUAUUAAUUUUUUUUUUUUUUCACUUCUGACUGAUCUUGACAGUGGUAAUUGGUUGGCAAUUAGUGAUUUGAUUGUUUAUUAAUGCGGCAAUUUUUAUUUUGAAUCAUUAUUGUUUUUGGUGCUGUGGUUGUGGAAAAAAUUUAUGUAAACGAUGCCAAAUUUGUGGAGGAUUGAUUGAUUUCUUCAUACACUGAGUUACAUUUUUGGUGGAUGAUGCUGCUGAGAUUCAUUGCAAGGAAAUCAAUUGCUCCAAAUGACAAAUAUGCUGUUUUUAAAGCAGCUAUUGUCGUGUUUGUAUUCAACUUCAUCAUCGAAAUUCAGGGAAGAAAUGUUUAUGGAACGGAAAUUGGUGACAGACCUCAAGAACAGUUUGCGUAUUCAAGAUCCAGGAGUUUUUCGAGGGAUCAAUUCUUCCCGGUUGUGAGAAAACGGCUUAGUAUUGAUAGAUAUUUUGACGGUAGUGAUGAUUUUAGUGGUAAUAAUAAUCAUAAUAAUAAUAAUAAUAAUAACAAUAGUAAUAACAAUAUAAAUAGAAGAAUUGAAAAGAAAGAAAUUAGAAGAACGCAAAAAAAUGAUGUGCAAAGAUUAACAGAAUUCAAAAACAAACCGCAGAGCAAAUUAAUUGAAGAGGAAUUUAUGGACGUCCAAAUUGGAGAACUGCAAAAUUUUGGGGAAGACGGUGAUACUAAGAACGAAUUGGAGAAGCUUUUGGACGAAUUGAAGGGUCCAGAUGGCAGCAAAAUUGAGGAACAAUCAAGUGAGCGUGGACGUCGUGGUAGAAGAAGAAAACUUAGCAGCCAUGAACAAGGAAUUCUACUUGUAGAGACUCUGAAGAAGAAGAAAAAUUACACUAGUUACGACGACCAUCGGGGGCAUGCGGCGAAUCUUAACAGUGGAAUCAUGGACAUGCUUGGGAGAAUGAUUCCUCAAACGUGCAAAUAUAAAGGCGCCAAAUUCGAAUGUGGUUUAAGUAUCAGCUGCGUGUUGAGUGGGGGACGACCUGUUGAUUUAUGCUCCGGUGGUCUCAUUUGGAGCUGUUGUGUUGAUGAUGAUGAUAUCCCGGAAAAAGAGCCUUCGAGACCUACAUCUGGAGUCCUGCAAAAUGCCAGCUGCGGAGAGCUCUACACGAGAAGUAACAGGAUCGUGGGUGGACAUAGCUCCAGCUUCGGCAGUCAUCCAUGGCAGGCCGCAAUAAUAAAAUCUGGUUUUCUGACAAAAAAAUUGUCAUGUGGAGGGGCAUUAUUAAAUAACCGUUGGGUUGUCACUGCUGCUCAUUGCGUUGCAACAACUCCAAACAACAAUCUAAAAGUAAGAUUAGGUGAAUGGGACGUGAGGGACGGCAGUGAAAAACAGCUGCACGAAGAAUACAACAUAGAAAGAAAAGAGGUUCACCCUCAAUAUUCGCCAACGGACUUCCGGAAUGAUGUAGCUUUAGUGAAGCUUUCACGAGCGGUUGCUUUCAAACAACACAUUGUUCCAGUUUGUUUGCCCGCACGAAAUCUAAAACUUUCAGGACGCACUGCAACCGUAGCUGGCUGGGGAAGAACGCGACACGGUCAAAGUUCCUCUCCAAAUGUUUUGCAAGAAGUUGAUGUCGAGGUUAUUCCUAAUGAACGGUGUCAGAGGUGGUUCAGAGCUGCCGGACGAAGAGAAACAAUCCAUGAUGUUUUUCUGUGCGCUGGUUACAAAGAAGGCGGCAGAGAUUCUUGUCAAGGUGACUCAGGUGGUCCUUUGACGAUGGCCGUUGAAGGCAGACAUGUUUUGAUAGGCUUGGUCUCUUGGGGAAUUGGUUGUGGCCGUGAACAUUUACCAGGGGUUUAUACAAAUAUACAGAAAUUCGUACCGUGGAUUGAUAAAGUUAUGAGUUGAGAUUUCAGCAAUUAUUAAAUAGUAAUAAUUAUUGUUUUUAUUUAUUUAUUGUCAUAAUUGUUAAUGCCAGCCAACCUCAUCUCUACUCGUUUUUUUUCUGAUCAUGUAAGAUUAGAAUAUUUUUUUCUUGUAGAUAUGUUGUACAAUUUAUAAUAAUUAUCAAGCCCGUCUUUUUCAUAAUUAUUAAAUUUAGUUAAAAAUUUUU